Adineta ricciae is the source of this 1815-nucleotide messenger RNA. The record is from the annotation of a GenBank genome assembly. Lineage: Eukaryota; Metazoa; Rotifera; Eurotatoria; Adinetida; Adinetidae.
AUGGCCGAAGUAGCAAUUGGUAUAGACUUAGGAACCGUGCAUUCGCGCGUUGCCAUCUACGAAAAUGAUCAAGUGAAAAUUAUUCCGGAUGAAAAUGGACAUCGAUCAACAUCCUCAUGCGUUGCAUUCACUGACAACGGAUGUAUAGUUAGUGAUGCAGUCAAAACUCUAUCAUGGAUUGAGCCGAAAAAUACGAUUUUCUAUGUCAAACGAUUAAUAGGAAGAGAAUUUAAUGACCCAAGUAUAGAGGCUUACAAAAAGACUUGGCCAUUUGACAUUGUUAAAUAUGAAGAUAGAUUAAAAAUACAGGUGCGAUUCAAAAACGAAAUCAAAAUAUUUUCACCCGAAGAGAUUUCCUCAAUGAUACUCAGAAAGAUGAAAGAAAAUGCAGAGAAAUAUCUUGGAAGGGAAAUUUCUCAAGCUGUUCUUACCGUUCCGGUAUCUUUCACUGAUACUCAACGGCGUGCAACUCGAGAUGCUGGAAUUAUCGCUGGUCUUAGUGUAUUACGUGUCAUGCAUGAAACAUCAGCUGCUGCUCUGGCAUACAAUUCCUACAACACCGAGUCUGAUGAAAAGAAUAUUCUUGUUUUCGAUCUCGGCGGUGGCGCAUUAAAUGUAUCAAUCUUUACUCCCAACUGUGGAUUUAUUGAGGUGAAAUCGGUAGCAGGUGAUUCUCAUUUAGGUGGAGAAGAUUUCACGGAUCGAAUGAUGAGACUUUGUAUUGAAGAGUUUCGCAUAAAAAAUAAUGUCGAUGUAUCAAAUGACAAGCGUGCCCUUAGUCGUUUACGACUAGCUUGUGAAAAUGCUAAACGUACGUUAUCAACUUUUGCAAUGGCUUCCAUUGAAAUCGAUGCUCUGUAUAAUGACAUCGAUUUCAGUAUAAAUGUAUCUCGCACUCGCUUCGAAGAAAUUAAUGCUGAUCUAUUUCGUUCAACACUUGUAACAGUUGAGAAAGCGUUGCAUGAUGCCAAAGUGGACAAAGUACAAAUUCACGAAAUAGUUCUCGUUGGUGCUUCAACGCAAAUACCGAGAAUUCAAAAACUACUCAGCGACUUUUUUAAUGGAAAACAACUCAAUCAAUCAGUUAAUCCGGAUGAAGCUGUUGUUUGUGGUGCUGCUAUAGAAGCCGCUAUUCUGACGAGCAAUGAAUCGGAAAAAAUCCAGAAUUCAUUAGUACUGGACGUUGCACCGCAUCCAUUGGGUAUUGAAACAGCUAACGGUCUUAUGGAAAUAAUGGUUAAACGCUGCACAACAAUUCCAACAAAAUCAACACAACAGUUUUCAACAACUGAAGACAAUCAGAUGACAUUUGAUGUGAAAGUUUUCGAAGGUGAACAUCCUAUGGCAAGAGAUAAUCGUUUUCUUGGAAGUUUUCAACUUUCGGAUAUUCCACCAGCACCUCGUGGUGAACCACAAAUAGAAGUAACAUUUGAUAUUAACGGCGGUGGUCUGUUGGUAGUAUCAGCGGUGGAUAAAGUCUCUGGAAAUCAAAAUCAAUUGGAUUUCAAUAGUAAUCACGCGAACUUAUCCCGAGAUGAAAUUGAACGUAUGUUUUGCGAAAAUAUAAAAUAUAAAAUAGAUAGUGAAAUACCAUCAAUGGACAAUCGCCGUCUCGAGCAAUUUACAGUAGAUGAUGUCGCCAGGUUUAUCAUAGGCAUCGAUCCAUCAUUCGAUGGGAUUGCAUGUCGUUUUCUUCGAGAAAAAAUCGAUGGAAAGGCGCUUAUUCUUUUAACACGCGACAUUCUAGUGAAAGAAAUGGGUUUUAAAAUUGGUCCAGCGCUUAAAAUACUCAAUCACAUUCAAAAUCGUCAAUAA